This is a messenger RNA of Andrographis paniculata, 2320 nucleotides long. RefSeq names its product polyadenylate-binding protein 2-like. The coding region runs from base 210 to 2165 and encodes 651 amino acids. Gene Ontology annotation, cellular component: ribonucleoprotein complex. The record is from RefSeq and is a predicted model, not a curated record. Gene Ontology annotation, molecular function: RNA binding. The transcript has 9 exons. NCBI's taxonomy places the organism in Eukaryota, Viridiplantae, Streptophyta, Magnoliopsida, Lamiales, Acanthaceae.
UAAUCGUCAUCUCUGAGUGCGGUGCAGUUGUCUGCUCUCCCAUCAGAAAAAAACCCAAAAAAUUCUCUCCAUUUCUUUCUGUACCUUGAUUUGAUCUUUGUAUCGAAAAAAUCGAAAACAAAAAAUUGUUUGCGGCUCUGUUCUUAUUGUUUGUGCGUCAAUUCAGUAUAGAACAUAAUCUGAGUGCGUAAUAGUUGGGAUUGUGAAAGAUGGCGCAGAUUCAGGUGCAGCACGCGGCGGCGACGGGGCAGAACGGAGUGGCUACGCCUGGCGGAGCGGCAGUUACGGCGGCGGGAGGAAACGCCUCGGGACAGUUUCAAUCGACGUCUCUGUACGUUGGCGAUUUGGAUUUCAACGUUACGGACUCUCAACUGUACGAUCUGUUCAAUCAAGUCGGUCAAGUUCUGUCGGUUAGGGUUUGCCGCGACCUCAGCACUCGCCGCAGCCUUGGCUAUGGCUAUGUCAACUAUAACAACCCCCAGGAUGCGGCAAGAGCUAUUGAGAUGUUGAACUUCACCCCUCUUAAUAACAAGUCCAUCCGAAUCAUGUAUUCUCAUAGGGACCCAAGUAUUAGGAAAAGUGGAACUGCUAACAUCUUUAUCAAGAAUCUGGACAGAACAAUCGAUAACAAAGCACUGCAUGACACCUUUUCAAGCUUUGGAAACAUCCUUUCUUGCAAGGUUGCAACUGAUUCUAAUGGCCAAUCAAGGGGCUAUGGAUUUGUGCAAUUUGAAAAUGAAGAAUCAGCACAAAAUGCUAUAGAUAAGUUGAAUGGGAUGCUUAUUAAUGACAAGCAAGUGUACGUUGGACAUUUCCUUCGCAAGCAGGAUAGGGACUCUGCAACACACCAGACAGAGUUCAACAAUGUGUAUGUAAAAAAUCUCUCUGAGUCCACCACAGAUGAUGAUUUGAAGAAUGUCUUUGGCGAAUAUGGGACAAUCACAAGCUGUGUAGUGAUGAGGGAUGCAGAUGGUAAAUCAAAAUGUUUUGGAUUUGUCAAUUUUGAGAAUGCUGAUGCUGCUGCAAAAGCUGUUGAAGCUCUGAAUGGAAAGAAAUUUGAUGACAAGGAGUGGUACGUUGGAAAAGCCCAAAAGAAAUCUGAGCGUGAGCAAGAACUGAAAAGCCGAUUUGAGCAGACUGCUAAGGAAGCUGCUGAUAAAUUUCAAGGUUCUAAUCUAUAUGUCAAGAACUUGGAUGAUAGCAUUGAUGAUGAGGGGCUGAAAGAACUUUUUUCGGAUUUCGGUACUGUCACUUCUUGCAAGGUUAUGCGGGAACCCAGUGGUGCAAGCAAAGGUGCUGGAUUUGUUGCUUUCUCGAAUCCAGACGAAGCUUCUCGAGCUCUUUCGGAAAUGAAUGGAAGAAUGAUGGCCAACAAACCACUCUACGUUGCACUUGCUCAGCGUAAAGAAGAGCGAAGGGCGAAGUUGCAGGCGCAAUUUUCUCAAAUCAGGCCCGUUGCAAUGCCCCCGACAAUUGCUCCGCGUAUGCCAAUUUUUCCUCCUGGAGCACCGGGUCUCGGGCAGCAGCUAUUUUACGGCCAAGCACCUCCUGCUAUGAUUCCUCAGGCUCCAUUUGGUUAUCAGCAGCAGCUUGUCCCCGGGAUGCGCCCGGGAGCCGGUCCCGUCCCCAAUUUCUUUGUCCCCCUAGUCCAGCAGGGUCAACAGGGCCAGCGCCCCAGUGGCAGACGAGCCGGGCAAGGGCAACACACUCAGCAGCCUGCACCGAGAAUGCAGCAGCAGAUGCUGCAGCAGCGGGGUCGUAUGUAUCGGUACCCUCCCGGCAGGAAUGUCCCGGAUUCUCCCAUGGCCGGUGGGAUUCCAUACGACAUGGGCGGCAUGAUGCCCCGUGAUGCCGCUGUUCCGCAGCCGAUGCCAAUCACUGCACUCGCUACUGCUCUUGCUAAUGCCCCAGCCGAACAGCAGAGGACGAUGUUGGGGGAGAAUCUGUACCCUCUUGUCGACCAGCUCGAGCAUGAGCACGCUGCCAAAGUUACCGGCAUGCUUCUGGAAAUGGACCAGACGGAGGUCCUGCAUCUGCUCGAAUCGCCUGACGCACUGAAAGCUAAGGUUGCCGAGGCUAUGGAAGUCCUGAGAAAUGUCCAGCAAGUUAGCAGCCCGACUGAGCAACUUGCGUCGCUCUCCAUCAACGACGCACUCAUCUCUUGAAGCUGCAUUGACCGUAUGAACUUGGCCCUUUUUUGCUAGCUAUAUAGAGAGAUUCUAUCUAUCUAUCUACUUAGGAUUUUGAAUUUUUGAAGUUUGGUCUUGAAUCAUUCACUCUUGGUUGGUUUGGUUUAUCGAAGUUCUCGGGAUUGACUUGA